AUGCUUCUUGGUUUCCCUUCUGUUGGUAAAAGUACCUUAUUAACAAAUCUUGCUGGUGUUAAUAGUGAAGUUGGAGAUUAUGAAUUUACAACAUUAACAACUGUCCCUGGUCUUAUUAGAUAUAAAGGUGCCAGAAUACAACUAUUAGAUUUACCUGGAAUUAUUGAAGGAGCCAAAGAUGGUAAAGGUAGAGGUCGCCAGGUAAUUGCUGUUGCCCAUACAUGCUCAUUAAUUUUAAUCUGCCUCGAUGUCCUGAAACCUUUGGAUCAUAAAAAAAUUAUUGAAAAAGAAUUAGAAGGUUUUGGUAUACGCCUCAAUAAACAACCACCACAAAUUUAUUUUAAAAAAAAAGAAAAAGGUGGUUUAAAUUUAACUCAAACGGUACCACAAUCAGAGUUAGAUAAUGAUACUGUUAAAAAUAUUUUAGCUGAAUAUAAAAUUCAUAAUGCUGAUAUAACAUUAAAAUAUGAUGCAACAGCUGAAGAUUUAAUUGAUGUUAUUGAAGGAAAUCGUGUCUAUAUUCCAUGUAUUUAUGUUUUGAAUAAAAUUGAUCAAAUAACAAUUGAAGAACUUGAUAUUAUUAGAAAAGUACCACAUUGUGUUCCUAUAUCAGCUCAUGAAAAAUGGAAUUUUGAUGAAUUAUUAGCAAAAAUGUGGGAAUAUUUAAAACUUGUUAGAAUUUAUACCAAACCUAAAGGUCAAUUACCUGAUUUAAAUAAUCCAAUAGUUUUAUCAUCUAAUAGAAAAACUCUUGAACAUUUAUGUUUAAAAAUUCAUAAAUCAAUGGUUAAAGAUUUUAAAGUUGCCCUGGUUUGGGGAAUGUCUGUAAAAUAUCAACCACAAAGAGUUGGUAUUGAUCAUGUAUUGGCUGAUGAGGAUGUUGUACAGAUAAUAAAAAAAGUUUAA
Strongyloides ratti is the source of this 906-nucleotide messenger RNA. Its product is annotated as Developmentally-regulated GTP-binding protein 1. The record is from RefSeq and is a predicted model, not a curated record. Bases 1 to 906 code for a protein of 301 amino acids. Gene Ontology annotation, biological process: cytoplasmic translation. Gene Ontology annotation, cellular component: cytoplasm. Gene Ontology annotation, molecular function: GTP binding; GTPase activity. Lineage: Eukaryota; Metazoa; Nematoda; Chromadorea; Rhabditida; Strongyloididae. The transcript is spliced from 2 exons.